ACUAAAGGUUGAAUUAACAACUAAACAUAAACGGUCGUUGUGAUUCCAAAAGAAAGGAUCAGGAGAUGCUGCUGUUCUGUCCUGUCUUUGCAGUAUCCUCAAUCCCACAGCGGAAGGUUCUUCACAGCGGAGGCCAUUGGACAGGAGCUAACCCAAAUGCUUGUAUGAAAGAAAAUUUUAAUUUGUACCACAUUAUAGGCUUUUCGAGGAAUCUCAAGUUUAUUAGUCGUUCAGUUCCUAAGCAGGGGAACGCCUCGGUUGACUAUGAUGAUACGCCGUUCCCCAAUGACUACUUUGACCUUCUUAAACAAGCAAAAAAGGCAACUGAAUUGGCUUUGAAGGAUGGCAAACAGUUAAUGGAGAUUGAAUUCCCAACAGCUGGACUUCAAUCCGUACCAGGUGAUGGUGAAGGAGGAAAUGAAAUGACUGAAAGUAUGCAGUUGAUUCGUGAAUUUUGUGAUAUCUUAGUAACUCCAGAGAAAGCUACACGAACCAGAAUCUUUUUCCCAGAGGCAAAUGAAGUUAAAUUUGCCAGACAAGUGUUUGAAGGAGCUUCUUUCAAAUUGGACUAUCUAACAAAGCCAUCAUUCUUUGAGGAUUUUGGUUUUGGUGAGAAGGUGAAAAUGGCAGACCGGGUAAAGCCUGAUGAUGAACUGUUCCUAGUUGGCUAUCCAUAUUUUAACGUCAAUGAAAUGAUUGUAGUGGAAGAGCUUUACAAGGAAGCCGUAAUGAAUACCACCAGAAAACUUAUUAUAUUCAAUGGAGAACUUGACCGUAUCAGAUCUGGGUAUUAUCCACCUUUCUUCUACCCUAAGCUGGCAGCACUUACCAAAACCCUCCUGCCCAUGAUGGAGACCGUAUAUUACAUACAUAACUUUAAGGGACGCAAUGGAGGAACCCUUUUCAGGUGCUAUCCAGGUCCUUGGAGAAUCCUUAGAAACGUGGGGGACAAAUUUUUGUGUGUGCAUCAGCGGGAAACAAUGCCAUCCCUUAAGGAAGUUGCCUUAGAUAUUCUCCCUGCUGCUUGAGGAUUCCAUACAGACCGA
Messenger RNA from Durio zibethinus, 1046 nucleotides. Its product is annotated as LOW PSII ACCUMULATION protein (DUF1995). The record is from RefSeq and is a predicted model, not a curated record. NCBI's taxonomy places the organism in Eukaryota, Viridiplantae, Streptophyta, Magnoliopsida, Malvales, Malvaceae.